Suillus plorans is the source of this 1273-nucleotide messenger RNA. RefSeq lists its product as uncharacterized. The transcript has 7 exons. The record is from RefSeq and is a predicted model, not a curated record. NCBI's taxonomy places the organism in Eukaryota, Fungi, Basidiomycota, Agaricomycetes, Boletales, Suillaceae. Bases 1 to 1206 code for a protein of 401 amino acids.
AUGAAGAAAGAGACGAAACCUGUUCUCGCCGUCAAAGAUGCUUGUUCCGAUUUCUCAUUUCAUUUCUGCGCCGAAACCGAAAGCCAAAUGACCAAGCUUCAAGAAAGCCCGGCGCCUGUCAAGAAGGAGCCUGAUCUCAAUGUUGCGCAACCAUCGUCGAUCGAUCCGUUCCAGGAGGCAUUGAAGUCGAUGGGUAAAGGGCGUAGGGACUCUCCAGUAACGGCCACACCCCCACCAGCUUCGAUGACGAUUACGCCGCCCCUGCUAGAAUCGAUCCGGCUGAUAGAACGAGCUGUGUACGAUGAUGACCCUGUUAAUAAUAUCCAUACUGCUCACAGUUUGCGCGAUCUGGAUUGGGGAGAGGGUGCUGCUCCACAUGCUCCCCUAUUCGAAGAAGUUAUCGAUUGGACGGAUCCAAUAACUCUCGAAUUUGAUCUCAAAGCGUCCCAACGCGGACAGAAUAGUACAGAAAAGACUACUCAGGAGGAGCAACUCGUAAAGGCGCAGCAGGAUCUAACAGUAUCUUGGUCAGAACUGAGACGCUCGGGUGGCUGGAUGCUGCCUUUUAUACGAUUUCGGCCCCAACGUCACAUCUCUCGUCCCUGCGCCUCUUUUCCCUUGCGCUCGGACGAUCUAUUCACCAUGUCAUUCCUCGCCUUCGGUCUCAUCGGCAACGUUCGACUCGGAGGGUUUGGACGUCGACAGCGAUUCCUCUCAACUUCAACUACAUACGCACGUCUGAUCUCCUUUCAUCCUGGGAUGAGCGACGCUCGACGGAGACUUCAAUGGGCGUCAUCUCGCGUCACCACAUUGCAAGAAGUCGUCGCGUAUUCAUUAUUUGGUAUCUUCAGUGUCCAUGUCCACCUACAGACAUCACCAUCCUCGACUGGGUCGGACAACCUUCCGAGUUCAACAGCUGUCUUCCGGCCUAUAUCACUUCUUACGCCACUCCUCCACACACCCUUCCAUCCCUGUCCGAACGUUCUCCUCCUUGUCUUCUUCCCUUCACCUGCUCUCGUCCAUCGUCCGUAUUCGUCUGAGCCACGUCAGCAGUUGCUGACGUGUGCUGGGCGUUUGCGCAUGGUGUUCGUGGUGUUGGGAACAGCAUGGUGGAGCUCGGACAUCGGUUUGGGCCGCGGCUUGCAUGGGCCUAAGCCCCGGCUUUGGGCCGGCUUGGGCUCACGGCUCAGGCUUGAAAUCUGGUGAGCCUAAGCCCCCCCCAGGCCGAGCCUAAGCCGGGGCUUUGAGCCCAAGCCGGGCCGGAACAUCACUA